AUGGUAUUGUGCUCUACUUGCAACGUGAGUAUUUUAGUUAGUCAAAAGAGAAUAAAAUGUACAAAUGGUACUUGUUUUCUCCUGUAUCAUAUAGAUUGUGUUAAUUAUAAUGACAACUCAGGAACUAGUCGUUCCAAAUGGAUUUGUCUGGCAUUUACAGCUAUAAGACCUAGCGAAGGUAAUACGAAUACGUCAUUGCCAACUAAAAAUCGCAAAGAAAACUCACCAGAUAACUUACCUCAGCCUUCAUCCGAACAAAAUAUAAAAUAUCAGAAUGUUAUACUUAAUGAAAUCCGUAACUUACGAAUGGAAAUGAAAGAACAUUUCGAUAAUCAGCAGGAGUGUUUACAUAAAUUUAAUUCUACUCUAUCUCAAGUUCAGCGCGACGUUAAGGAGCUAGGCACCGGAUCACUAAAGAAUGAAGUUGAUAAAAUUUCUAAGUCAAUGCAAUUUUUCUCCUAUGCUCAUGAUGCUCAAACAAUCAUAAAUGAGAAGACCGAAAAAACCUUGUCAAAUAUUUUGACUGAAAAUAAUAAUAUGCGUGUAUACAUUAAUGAUUUGAACACUAAAAUGUCGCAAUUAGAACAACAAGCUAGAGAUUGUAACGUAGAAAUCCAAUGCGUAUCGGAACAUAAGAAUGAAAACUUAAUUACGGAAAUAAAUAAAUUUCAUAUGAUGAUAGCUGGUUAUUCGGGUCAACAUAAAGGAUACUUUUUACUUCGGGAAAAUAUAUCUCAUCUC
Messenger RNA from Brenthis ino (lesser marbled fritillary), 741 nucleotides. The record is from the annotation of a GenBank genome assembly. NCBI's taxonomy places the organism in Eukaryota, Metazoa, Arthropoda, Insecta, Lepidoptera, Nymphalidae.